Molecule: messenger RNA, 718 nt
Organism: Loa loa (African eye worm)
Lineage: Eukaryota; Metazoa; Nematoda; Chromadorea; Rhabditida; Onchocercidae
Exons: 4
Coding region: 230-517 (95 amino acids)
Source: RefSeq, a predicted model, not a curated record
GUGGUCUCAUUAUUUCUGGGGGAGUAGUACAUUCUCGUUGUUGUGGAAUCGUAAAAGUCAUAAAAGAUCACGUAUGUUUCGACAAAGAAAGUAGAAUUCCUACAAACUGCUUGUACAUCUUGCUUUUCCAAUUCUGCAUAUCGUUUUUGAUAGGGAAUCAUGAUUCCUUAUUAUAUAAUUGACUAUUUCAGUUAUAAUCUGUAGACAAGAAUGCCAUACGUCGACUCCAAUGGAAAUAUUGUGGAAUCGAAAAAGUCGAUGUUCAAUUUGCUUUGGCAGUUUUUCGCAUUUAUUUUAUAUUUUUUUCAUACACUUUUUUGGACCGCUGAUUGGUGAUGCGGGAGAUAGGCGACCGCAACGCAGAAAUGAUUGGAGUGGUAAUAACAGAUGGCCUGGAAGUGGUGGUCCGGGUGGGCCUCCGAGAGGUGGUCAUGGGUAUGGAACAGGUCGGCGUCCUAUAGGACGUCCAACAUUUCCGUCCGGAAUGUCAUGUCCCCCGUUGGGUGGUGGCAGUUGAGGUUAAAGUAGGUCCAGCUACGAUUUAAGCUGGACAAAUGAUUGUGACCAACAAGAGGACUGUGUGACGCAGAUUGGCCAAACCUUGCCAGAGGAGCUUUUCUGCUGAUUUCCACUACUGGUCGCUUUCUUGCUAUUUCUUGACUGAUGGAUCUACGCUAAAUUCCCAGUCCUGAAUGUCGUUUUAUUUGUUCCCCUUCCU